Trichosurus vulpecula (common brushtail) is the source of this 1298-nucleotide messenger RNA. It is a transcript of the gene SPATA22, whose product is annotated as spermatogenesis associated 22. The record is from RefSeq and is a predicted model, not a curated record. Gene Ontology annotation, biological process: homologous chromosome pairing at meiosis; meiotic DNA repair synthesis; regulation of meiotic cell cycle. Bases 136 to 1134 code for a protein of 332 amino acids. The transcript is spliced from 8 exons. NCBI's taxonomy places the organism in Eukaryota, Metazoa, Chordata, Mammalia, Diprotodontia, Phalangeridae.
CAGGCGCAGUGGCGAGGGUGCUUGACCCUCCCAGGCAGUCCCGCCUGUCAGUCCGUCGGUCGGUCAGUCAGGCAGAGCGCGUGUCCCGUACGGGCCGAGAGUGGAGCCGAGGGUGGAGAGAGCGCGGCUGCCGCCAUGAAGAAGAGCGUGCCGGGCGGCCUGACCCGCCUGACUGCAGGCUGUUUGCCCGUCCCUCUGUUCAAUCAGAAAAAAAGGGUCCGGCAGCCCUUCACAUCGAGCCCAGGCGCCUCAGCUGAGACCCAGGAUUUUCCUCCUCUGCCAACAGAUUUCAGCUGGGAAGUGAUGAAGCCUGAGGUGCCGCCCUUAAAGAAAAUGACGAAUUCUGGGCAACAGUCACCUACAGUCCCUCAUCUAAAGCAAGAGAGUGGGUUUAACCGAGAUCAACUUGGUGUGGCAGGAAGUCAUAACUGGAGUAGCUGGAGCCAUAGAAAAGAGAACACAAAGACUUGGGACAGAAAUGAGUUUACACCUCAGAGGAAAAGCUCGUGUUCGGUGGCCAACAGUGGGCCCAGUGCUGGUCUGGUGACUUUGGAAACGAAUCAGAAAUGGAGACAGUCGGACUGUGCUCAGGUGGCAGGUUCCCAAGGGCUGGGGAAUAGCAGCAGCUCAUUGCACAUGGCGAAAUGCAGUUCUCAACCAAGUCAACUUAAGAGAAGAACCUUUGGUAACGGUCCAGAGGAAAAAGUCAUAAAGGAAGUGUCAGGGUGCCAACUUAUGCUGAAGGAAGACGACGCUUCUCUUAGAAUUCUCCCUGCAGUCAUCGAAAGUAUGAAGCACUGGAGGGAGUGCCUACCACACUGCCCGCUGCUCUUUGAAGUGUUAGCUGUUCUCGACUCAGCUGUUACAUCAGGUGCAUAUGGGGCCAAGACCUUUCUUCUGAGAGAUGGAAAGAAUACCGUGCCUUGUGUGUUUUAUGAAAUUGACCGCGAGCUUCCGAGGCUGAUAAGAGGCCGAGUGCAUCGGUGUGUGGGCAGGUAUGACCCAAAGAGGGGCCUCCUCUGGUGUGUGUCUGUCAGGCCUGCAUCCGAUUCUGAGCAAAGAACAUUCCGGGAGUUUGUCAGGAGCGCAGAUGCCAGGAUGGCCUAUUACACCAACACCGUGAAUGAGAUGUGAGCAAGCAGGCCUUUAGAUUCCUGAAUACCUUUAUUAAGCACUUCAAAGUUGUUUGGAGGUUGGAGUUUUGAGUUUUUCUGUUAUUUAUUACGUAGGGAGGUUUGGACCAGAUUGGCCUGUUUCCAGUUGUGUCUUUUGUAAAUAAAGUGAGUUUAGCUUCAGCA